Molecule: messenger RNA, 3802 nt
Organism: Monomorium pharaonis (pharaoh ant)
Lineage: Eukaryota; Metazoa; Arthropoda; Insecta; Hymenoptera; Formicidae
Gene: Rev1
Product: DNA repair protein REV1
Exons: 7
Coding region: 344-3763 (1139 amino acids)
Biological process (GO): error-prone translesion synthesis; error-free translesion synthesis
Cellular component (GO): nucleus
Molecular function (GO): damaged DNA binding; deoxycytidyl transferase activity; DNA-directed DNA polymerase activity
Source: RefSeq, a predicted model, not a curated record
CAGAUCUUGGACACAUUUUCAGUGCUGGCAUUCCUCCUCCAUAUAUAUAUAUACUCAAAGGCUCUGACUCAUUCGUUCAUGUACUGUUAUCGUUGUGCAAGUUAAAAUUGGCGUUUAACAUCAAUAUAUUUGAACGUAAUUAUUGAGUGUUUAACUAUCUCAGCUCAAAAAAUCUGAUAGAAAAAAAUGCCAGUCGCUUUGGUUUAUGAAACGAAAUACUGUUAAAAAUUGAGGUUAGGAAACUUGUUUUUACUGACGAAGUGCACCGAUGGAACAUGAGAAUGUAGCUGUUGCAUGAUAAUUAUUGAUUAAGAAAUUUCAACAUGAUCAAAUUAGGCUAAUUAUGUUAAAAAAGAAAAGAAAUCAUGGCUGGGGAGAAAAUGGCUUUGAAGAUUGGGGCGGUUACAUGGCCGCGAAGAAAUUCAAACUGGAGGAACAAUUUCACGAUACCGCCAACAAAGAAUUUAAAGAAUCAUCAAAACUGUUUGAAGGAAUUGCGAUAUUUGUUAAUGGGUACACAGAUCCAACGUCGGAUGAACUCAGACGUCUAAUGAUGAUGCACGGAGGAAUAUACCAUCAUUACAUGCGUCCUAAAAUUACGACUCAUAUCAUAGCAUCUAAUCUGCCGUAUUCCAAAAUAAUGUUAUAUAAAAAGAGCCAAAAUCCAAUUCCUAUUUGUAAGCCGCAAUGGAUCAUCGAUAGUAUAGCAGCUGGAAAGAUUUUGAAUUUUCAGAAUUAUUUACUUUAUUCUAAUAGUACUGAAGUACAGCCUCAAUUAGUAUAUAAAUUAAAUAAUAAGGAUAAAGAUAAUGCUAACUCAAUCACGCAUAAUAAAUCAAAUACUGAAAAACUUGAAACUUCAGUGAACACUGAUUGCACUGAAAUUGAUAUGAAUAAUAGAAAUUCGUUAAAACACAAUGUAUUUAAUAAUACAUCGAAACAAAACGCAAUCAACUCAUGUCAAUCUUCAAAUACAAAAACGAAUGCACAGUCUACAAAGGAUGCCGAAUUUCUGUCCACAUUUUAUAGUAAUUCAAGAUUGCAUUACAUCUCUACUAUGGGAACCACGUUCAAAGAUUAUGUGAAUGAAUUACGAGAUAAAAGCGAUGAGGUAUUUUCUGGCCUUGAGCGUUUAAAAAAAUUAAGAAAUACCAAGAAUGCUUUAGCUUCAAUUAACUGCGAAUCAGAUUUUGAAGAAACAAUUUGUUUUACAGAUAAAAUUACAAAUGAAGCAAAUCACAAGCAAGUUAUAAUGCACAUCGACAUGGACUGUUUUUUUGUAUCCGUGGGAAUCAGAAAUAGACCAGAAUUGCAAAAUAUGCCAGUGGCAGUAGCGCACGCAAAAGGCAAUGCGUUUUCAGCGAAUUAUGAUGGCAAGGAAGAAUUUGGAUCAAUGUCAGAAAUAGCUUCAUGUUCGUACGCAGCGAGAAAGGCUGGCGUGAAAAACGGCAUGUUUUUAGGAGAAGCGUUAAAAUUGUGUCCAAAUUUAAAGACAAUUCAAUAUGAUUUUGAGGGUUACAAGAAAGUUUCAUAUAUAUUGUAUGACACCGUGGCAUCCUAUACUUUAGAUAUCGAAGCGGUAAGCUGCGAUGAAAUGUAUGUCGAUUGCACGAAAAUUCUUGAAGCAUGUGGGCUUUCACCAUUGGAAUUUGCUACUGUAAUUAGGAACGAAAUAAAACAGAAAACGAAUUGUCCGGUGUCCACGGGAUUUGGUAAUAAUAAGUUGCAGGCGAGAUUGGCAACGCGAAAAGCUAAGCCUGAUAAUCAAUUCUAUCUCACCAGUCAAAAUGCAGAGACAUAUAUUCGAACUUUUAAUAUAAGAGAUUUACCAGGAGUUGGGGGAACAACUACAUAUAAGUUACGUAAAAUAAAUGUACAUACAUGUGAAGAUUUGCAGAGAAUCUCGUUGAGAGUUUUACAAAAAGAAUUCGGCAAAAAGAUUGGAGAACAGUUGUAUAAGAUGUGCCGUGGAAUAGAUGACACAAAAUUGAAUCUGGAAUACAUCAGGAAAUCAGUGUCGGCUGAAGUUAAUUAUGGUAUAAGAUUCCAAAAUAAUGGCGAUGCUGUCGAUUUUUUGAGCGAAUUAUCUGUGGAAGUGUGCAAUCGAUUAACAGCAGCACGUGCGAAAGGUAGAUGCAUCACACUAAAAUUGAUGAUUAGAGCUGAUGAAGCGCCGAAGGAAACCGCGAAGUUCAUGGGUCACGGACUUUGUAAUUACAUAACAAAAUCAAAAAAUCUUAUAGCGGCUAUUGACAAUGUCAAUAUCAUUAAAAAGGAAGUUAUAAAUAUUUGGAAUCAAUUACAUUUAACACCUGAAGACAUGAGAGGAAUUGGAAUACAAAUAUCUAGACUAGAAAUAUGCAGAACUAGGCAAGCUGAAAGCAACUUAAUCAAUUUUUUAAAUAAAAAAAAAGAAUCACAACAAACGUUUGAUAAAAUGUUGAGAGAUGAUAAGAAUCAUUACGUCUCAGAUCUCAACGAGAAAUCUAAACCAGAUUACUCUGAAGUACCUUCAACAACAAAAUCAUUACUAGCAAUAAGAAAAAUUUGUGAUACAGAAAUUAGUAAUCUAUCGGUGAAAUCGUUAAAAUCUUCUGAUUCAAUCGGUGUUGCAAUUCCAGCUGAUAUUCAAGUUGAACCGUCGACAGUCGCAGCUGAAUUAACAAAUAAAAAGUUACAGAAUCCUAAGAUAAAUGAAAAUGUGAAAGUGAAGGAUUUGCUUGAAAAAUCUAAUAAAAAAGCAAUACAAAGACAAAUGUCUCAAGAACAUUUCUUUAAACAAGUAAAACCAAAUAGCGGAAAAUCAUUGAAAUACGAAAUACCACAAAUACAAGAUAUCGAUAUGUCUGUGUUGAUUGAAUUGCCUACAGAUAUAAGAAACGAGAUAUUAGACGAAUACAAAAGAAAUAAAAAACAAUUUCAAGUAAGCACUGCGAAUACCGUUAAUUUGAACCAAGUAUCGCAAAAUAAUGUACAAAAUUGUUCGCAAGUCGAUCCGGACGUUUUAUUAGCUUUAAUGGAAAGCGACUUGCAUCCUGAUGUGCAACGCGAUGUACAGAUGUACUGUAAUAUGAAGAAAGAGGUAAAUAGAGUGAAUUUUACAGAAACAAAUGAGAGAAGUGAUAAUAAGCAAUUGCGAGAAGCAAAUGCAUAUUUAAAAAUCAGUGAUAUUAAAGAAAAUGCAACUAUUGUAAAUAGCACUUCUAUAAAUAAAGCAGAACAUAUAGUACCAGAUAACACAAUGGAUGCAUUGAAUCAAUUGUGUGAAAAACGUGAUACCGCCGAAGACAAAUCUACACAGUAUCAAAUCAAUUGUGUUAACAUCUCACACAAUAAUGUUGCGAUGGAGAAACCCGAUAUCUUUAUUUUACAGAAUUUAAGUACUUUACAUAACAAUGAAAACUUAGACAAACAUCAAGAAAUGUUGAUUAAUCUUGUGAAUCAUCUCUUCACUCUUCCAUUACAACAGAUAAAACUACAAAUACAAAUGUGGGUCACUAAAUCUAAUAUUGUGAAUGAAGUGGAUUUUCUGUCACUAGCGACGUUUCUUAGCAUGCUUCCGGAAAAGAAACGCAUUGAAGAUUUACAUGUUUUGCUGAAAACUAUGUACAGAUGUACAACAAAAACUGGAAACUGCAUUUGGCAUAGAACAUAUAGAAGGACCGUGAAACAUGUUCAACGUUAUAUGCAAAUUGAGUACAAUAACAAUCUAAUGGUACCAUUGAUCAGAUGUAAUGAUCCGAGAUGUAAUAACAAUAAUUGAAUACAAAGUCUCAAAUUUAAUAAAUUAAAUUUCUACUAA